Schistosoma turkestanicum is the source of this 1101-nucleotide messenger RNA. Lineage: Eukaryota; Metazoa; Platyhelminthes; Trematoda; Strigeidida; Schistosomatidae. The record is from the annotation of a GenBank genome assembly.
AUGUCAUACUCUCCAGAUGAUAAUUAUCCUACAACAUCGAAUAGUACUCAUUCCAGUGACCAUACAAAUUAUCAUCUUGAUGAGGCCACAACAUACAAAAUUGAAGCGCCCAAUACAUCAUCAUCGUCGACUCUUCCGAAACGUCGUAAACAACGAAUAUCCAAUAAUGCUAUGGAUGAGGCGACUUUGAUUGCUCUUAGACCAUUCAAAUGUGAUGAGUGUGGUAAACGAUUGGAAAAGGCUCGAACUUUAAGGCUACAUAAAUUAUCAGUUCAUCAUGGUCAUAGACCAUUUACUUGUGAUAUAUGCAAAGCUUGUUUUACCCAAAAUGGUCAUUUGAAACAACACAUUCAAACAGUUCAUAAAGGAUUACGUCCCUAUGGUUGUGAUCUGUGUAAACGACGUUUCACAAAAGCUCGUUCGCUGAAACUUCAUAAUUGUGGUAAAAAUGGUUUAGCAAAACCAUUUGUUUGUGAUGUAUGCGGUCGUGGUUUUUCACAUAUGCAUACCAUGAAAGCUCAUCGUGCUUCAAUUCAUGAAGAUGAAAUACAAUUGAAUGUAGUUGAAACUCCAUUAAAAGCAUUAAUCAAAUCAACACGUUCACCUUCAACACCGGAUAUAAGUCAAAUGAUUGACAAACACUCGGAACCAUUGUUUUAUCCAUUACGUCAAAAUUCGCUGAUACUUGAUCAAGCUAUCGAUUCAAAUCAUGUCUAUGAAUUACAAAAAAUUGUACGUAGUAAAGUAUCAGAAACACCAUUACGAUAUUUUGUUAUGAAAAAAAUUACAGAUAGUAUCACGCUGAUUAUUUCAUGUGCAACUUAUUUUAAUGACGACGAUGCUGUGUUGAAAUGGCAACGUGAUGGAAAUAAUGCUGCAAUAUGGACUAAUGAACCAAUCUAUGUAUUUGAUCGUGAAAGUCGUUCAGUUCGUUUACCAGCUUAUAUGCGUAAUAGUUUAUGCUUACAAAUGCAUGGAAAAAAAUCAAUGAUUAUAGAUCCACCGUCUGUGUUGAGUGCAUGAAAAUUGCAGAAUUUUAAUUUUAAACUUACUAUUUUUAUCAUUAUUAUUACGAUUAUUAUUACUGACAUGUUUAUUUUU